Molecule: messenger RNA, 1946 nt
Organism: Exaiptasia diaphana
Lineage: Eukaryota; Metazoa; Cnidaria; Anthozoa; Actiniaria; Aiptasiidae
Exons: 7
Coding region: 18-1736 (572 amino acids)
Source: RefSeq, a predicted model, not a curated record
UUUUUAAUAUAAGAGAGAUGGGAGGCGUCAGGGCUCUUUCCUUGUUGGUCUUAUUGGCACUUGCUUGCUUCGUGAUGGCGAACAAUGAAACGCUCCCGGAUUUUAAAAAGUCCAGGGGAAAUGAACCGACAGAUACUUCGGCAAGCGAGAACCGAAAGUUCCGUAAACAAGAAGAAGGUACUGAAGAAUGGCGUAGAAAGAUAAAAAAAAUGUCCAAGGAGUUGGCUGAAAAGAUGGCAAAUCAGAAAUCCCCUGACAAGAAUGAUGAACAAUACAAAAACUAUUCAAUGACUGAACUUCAAGAUGCAGCUGAUAAAGACAAACUCAUUACUGCAGUCCAAACCARACUUUCUACGUUCAGUGGUCCAUUGUCAUCUCGUGCUAAAGAUUCCUUAUCAAGUUUAGAUAGAAACUGGUCAAGCCUCUCCAACGAUACCAAGGGACGUGCACUAGAGACUCUAAGGGUCAUAUCUUCAAACAUCGAGGCGUAUGGCAAUGCUGGUGAAGACCCURUAAGUGCCAUGAAAGCAGCGACUAACAUCCUUGCCUCAAUAUCCAGUAAUUUUGGACCAAGGAGCCAGCUUGCAAGAAAGGCUCAAGGUUUUGUUCCUGCUCUUCUUGGCUUGUUUGGCCCAAAGCCUUUCCGUGUAUUUGUCCGAAAAUAUAUAAAAGAGUCUCUAUCGAAAUUUCCCAACCAAGACCUCUCCGAAACGAGAAAGAAAACGCUAAUAGUACUUCGACGCGCUAAAAAGUUCUUAGACAGAGYUGCAAAGUCGGGCAAAAAAUUGAAUAAUCAGGAAAUGGCUGUGGCAAUGCGUUUUAUGGAAAUAACACCUUGGUUUUUUCCCGGAGUACUUGCCAAUCUAUUACGCUAUUUGUUCUCCUACAGCCUACGCGAAGACAUAAAAAUAGGCCUAAGAUAUUGUGAGAUGUACGCACAUCUGGCACUAUAUCAUGAUAUAAUCCAAACACAAUAUAUUGCAAUGAUACCGGACACCCCAGCUUGGCAAGGUCAACUCAAURSGACUAUAGGUCUACGGACGUAUUWUAGAAAUGAGGCAAGAAAGGUACUCGGCAAGCUCUACGUAGUCCGAUACGAAAGUUGGAUUAUUCCMGGGUUUGAUCCAGAUGUCAGCGUCAUAACUGACACUUACUCGACUAAGAUUCUGAAUUUGGGUAAAUACGAUCGUUCUAUGACUGGUUUAUACUGCCUUAUGACACCUGGAAGUAAUGGCUUGAAAGAUCUAAUUUGGGAAAGAGCGGACAAGAGGUACCAAAUGAAAAACAAAACUUACACUACAAUUUCGAAACGGAACAAUAAGAACUGUUAUUGGAAAAUAAUACCUCACGCGGGUAACACGUACAGCAUUGUAAAUAAGUACAAAUGCAAAGAGAAGUACGAGUAUUGUGGCUCSUUUCUAUCCUGGCACAGAAUUAGUGUUGGAAAAAAUGMCGUGGCCUUUGCUUACAUCGACGAAAAUAAUCCCAGGUUGUGGGAAAUCGGUGGACACGACUGGAAAUAUAUUCGAAACAAAUGGGGAUGUGGUAACAAUUUCAUAAAGAGGUUUAUAUGCGACUUUGAUCUAAGGGUUGAAAUCAGAGCAGUCAAGGGAACGCCUCAAUCACCUAUGAUGAAUAUUAAAAAGGUUGGAACACUGCUUCCUCCAAACGGAAAAUAUUACUGGAAGCUCAGAAGGGCAAGUGUAAAGGAUUUGGCUUCCACUGAUGGUGAAUAGCGAUCCCGAUAAUAAUGGAUGCUUAUACAGUCAAUCCCAAUAAAAAGACAGCAGAAAAGUCAUUUCCACAUAUCAUAUAUCAAUAAUAUUCAACAUAAAGUUCCGAAACUUCUUUACAAUAUCAAAUAAGAGCAGAUAUAYUGAUUUUAUAUUCGAGUGUUGUAAAGAUAUUUCACAAGUGAGCAUAAUAAACGCUAAGAGUAAAGAAAA